GAUUUUCAGUCAUAUUUCACACUGACAUCGCCAGGGCACUCACACGCCGCUGGAAGUCCGUGGUAUGGUCUUUCCAGCCGAAUAACGCGGGGAUUUAAAUCGGAAGAGAAGCAGCGCGAAUUUGAUUUACUGUCCAAGAUGAUGGAAAGGCAGAGCUCAUAGUUUUACUCGAUUUGGAAUCGACUGGAUCUCGUCCAGUGUGCGAAGGGGAGGUUACUUUUCCCAGCAUCAACUAGCUGUAGCUGGCUGGCUAACAUUACUAUACGGACCUUCUCGGCAUUUUUCCCCAGAGGAAGAGAGCGCCGACACAAAAAUAAUCAUUUUAUUAGCUAGAAAACUGCCCGACUCCCAUUUUUUUUAGAAUGGCAGAAACUUAGCAAAGGUUUACGGGAACUUGCUAGCAAACUUGUGUCAGAUGUUAUUAGCUCGCUAGCGUAACGUUAGCUACGAUCAAAUUAGUGCUAAUGUUAUUAAUGGUGCAAACAAGAAAAUAGAAUAACAAAACCAGUCGCGCAAACGUUGAAUAGCUUACUGCGAAUAUAUACGAACACUUUCCUUUAUUUCUGGACAUGGUAUCCUAGCCAGUUGACUAACUACGUUAGCUGGUUAGUUUUUCUGGAAAGGUUGCGUGACUGAUUAUUAGCUGGCUAGCUGGAUACGUUUUGUCGCUAGCUUUAAGUUAGCCUACAAGAAGAGCCGAGCAGAGACGUUAAUGUGCUGAUGAUUUAUGCGUGUGAAUGUUCGCUAACGUUAGCUAAUGAAGUGGAUUGGAUGCUGAAUGAGGGAUGAGUUUACUGAAGUAGCUUGCCUGCAAGCUAGCUAGGCAACUGUCAGUUUCAUUUUCUAGCCAAGUCUGAGAAAGGAGUUAGAUAGGUAAAGUCCUGUUGUGGGGUGUUUUGGUACCCUUAGCUGUCUAGUACGAGCAAGCGAAGUCACAAACUUUGGCUACCUAAGGUACUAGAAACUAACUAAACUAGCUGAGCGGUGAAACAGAAUGAGCUGGUUUCUGCCAUUUGGAUUUUAAGUAGAACAUCUAAUGUAUUUUUUUCUUUUUUAUAUACGGCGGUGAGCUUACUAGUUGGCUUAUGAUAUAUUGGUGUCUUAAGUUCGUGUUGUCUUUUUACCGUUAGAUUAGUUAGCUAAUCAUUAUAACAUGCUAGCUAGUUGAACAACGGCUAUUUUCUGACUUAAAAAGUGCUUCAGUGAGCUAGUUGCUACUUAAGGGAGGGACGCUGAAAGGAAAUGCCCAUUGCUGUAGCUGGUCAACCAACAACACAGGAGCCUCGUGUCUAUUCCCAGUGUCCCACUGUUCCAGAUAACGUUACUGUCCCGAAACGGAACACUCAAUGUGAGGACACGGGCUUUCUGUCUCAACAGCAGGCCGAUUACUGGGGCGCGGAGGGGGGCAGGGGAACGGACAGGCGCAGCCACACCGGCAGGCUUUCACUAGCACCCGUGUCGUUCUCUCCGUCGCAGUACCCUCCUACCCCCUCCCCCUUCACCUUCUCUUACAACCACCCGCAACCCCCGGCCAUGGAUCCCCCGAGGACUCGAUCGCGAUCGCGUUCUGGAUUCUACCAGUACAGCAUGAACAGUGGUGGUAACAGUAAUAACACAAACAACAAUAUUACCAACGGCGGAGUCAUCGGUAUCCAUCACCAACAGCACAACCCUGGACGCCUACCACUUGGAGCACAUAGUCCAACGGAGAACCAGCGUGACGUUACCCCAGGAAAUAACCUGUUAGUAGGAGCACAUCGACACACAGGCCCCGGAGCACACAGACACCUCGGAGCAGGUGGAAUUGGGGCCGCCUUCCACUACCAUCCGGACCAUGCCUUCGGUGAGGAGAGCGACAAGAGCGAGGACAGCCCGAGCCCCAAACGCCAGCGCCUCUCCCAGCACCCGGUUCUGGAGCUGACCCCGGCUCCCCCCUCCACCCCCUCGCCCCCCAUGCGCCCGUGGGAGCUGCCCCACAGCCGCCGCCCGCACCCCCUUGCCCACCCGCACUACCCCCCCGAGCGCUGCCACACCCCCGCACGCAACCGACGCAGCCCCCCAGUGAGGCGCCAGAGGGCCCGCCGAGACCGCCUGGCCCGCCACCACCUCGCCCACGGCUCCCCCGGCAGGGGGCAGGACGAGAACUACCGCCACCCGCCCCACCCGCACCCGAGCUACCCCUUCGGCCAGCCGCCCCCGCCCCCGGGGCUGGAGGAGCCCCGCGCCUUCCACCCCCCCACGCUGUCCCCCCGCCUGCUGCACCCCGCCGCACACCCCCAGCAGCAGAGCGCCAUGGUGAUGGACCUCCACGAGCAGCUGCAGCAGGGCACGGUGCCGGUGUCCUACACGGUCUCCCCGGUGCCCCCCCACGGCCUGCCGCCCCCCCUCUGCGCCGGGGGCCAGCUCCCGGGCUGCUCGUCCCAGCAGCAGGUCCCCGGCUGCUCGGUGGUGUUCAGCGGGCAGCACUACCCCGUGUGCAGUGUCCCGCCGCCGAUGCUGCAGGCCUGCUCCGUCCAGCACCUCCCCGUGCCCUACGCCUUCCCCUCCCUGCUGCCCGGCGAGCCGCCAUUCCUGCUCCACCCGCCCCACCACCUCUCGCACCACCCGCCCCACCACCUGCCCCCGCCCGGGCAGUUCGUGCCCUUCCAGGCGCAGCAGUCCCGAUCGCCGCUGCAGAGAAUCGAAAACGAGGUGGAGCUGCUGGGAGAGCACCUCUCGGUGGGCGGGGGGUUCAACUACGCCCACUCCGGCCACCCCGGCUCCCUGCCCACCUCCACCCAGCUCCAGUUCCUCUCGCACGACCCCCUGCCCCAGGAGCUCUUCGGAGUGCCGUACCCCCAGUUCAUGCCUCGGCGGAUCACGGGGCGACGGUACCGCUCCCAGCAGCCGCUCCCGCCCCCGCCGUACCACCCCAGCUUCCUGCCUUACUUCCUGUCGAUGCUUCCCGUGCAGCCGGCCGUGGGACCAACCAUCAGCCUGGAGCUGGACGUGGACGAUGGCGAGGUGGAGAACUACGAGGCGCUGCUGAAUCUCGCCGAGCGCCUCGGGGAGGCCAAGCCGCGGGGCCUGACCAAAGCCGACAUCGAGCAGCUUCCGUCCUACCGGUUCAACCCCAACAACCACCAGUCGGAGCAGACCCUGUGUGUAGUUUGUAUGUGUGACUUUGAGUCCCGUCAGCUUCUGCGCGUCCUGCCCUGCAAUCACGAGUUCCACGGGAAGUGUGUGGACAAGUGGCUCAAGGCCAACAGAACGUGUCCGAUCUGCCGGGCGGACGCAUCGGAGGUGCAGCGGGAUUCAGAGUGAGGGGGCGGAGCUCCACACCGCCCCCCUACCCCCAGCACGCCCAGACCCCCUUCUCCUCCUCCUCCUCCACAUCUUCAGCCCAUACCUCCUCUUCCUGUCUUCUGCCCCCCCCCCCCCCCCCGGGCCUUCCUCCUUUCUGUUGCUUUCAGUGCCGACCCUUCCCAGACAUACACACACACACACACUCGGGCACAGCACACACACACACACACACACACGCGCCCACACACACACAGGCGGGCAGGGUCCUACCUUUCCCGCUGCGUGUCCGCGUCUUAGAAUUUAGAAAGAAUUAUCGUGGUCUCCUCAGCUACAAAGCAACAACAGAAACCUUUCCGUGAUCGUUUUACUAACUGUGUGAUUGGAACUCCAAAGAUGAUUAUUCUUAUUAUUAUACAAGUAUUGAUCACUAUUAUGGUAUAAUUGAAUGUUUUCUUAAGGUGUUGUUCUUUUUUUAUAUAAAUUGCGUUAUUUUUUUUGUUUUAUUUGACUUUUUCUGUGGGUGCACUAACAUUCCCUGGUAUGUGAGAGCAUUAUAGUGUGUCUGUAUAUUUACCAUGAAGAUUGACUGUGAGCAUGUCAUUUUUUUCCGUAUGAAUAAAUAUAUGAAAUAUAUGGCAGAAGAAGAAAAAAAACAUAACAAAAAAAAAAAAAUGAACAAUGUUUUAUAAAUUGAGAAGUGCAAAUGAUAUCUAUAUAGCUAAUAAGAAUUGGGAAAUAUGGGGUAUCACAAUUAGCUUCAAUAUAGCAAUCUGUUUUAGACAAUUGAAAUACUGUGAGAUGUGAGGCUGUGUGCAGCGACUGUGUUACACGUACGUGCGUGCGGAUGAUUUUUCUUGUGAAUUGUACGUAGGGCUGGGUGAUGCACCGCAACGCUAAUUAUCGAAUGCAAUAACUGUCAUUGCCACCGUGUUUGUAUUGACCUUCUAAUAGUGUGUUCCUCUUUGAAUUGUACCUGGAGCAGUAGCAAGCAUCCAAACUUCAGAGGCCUCCUGAAAUGCCUUUGAGGGUGGAGGGUGGAGGGUGUGGGGUGGGGGUGGUGGGGGGACAUUACCACAGUUACGUCUUGGGUGUUGGUAAGAUGGCCAAUCAGCAGCAAGGUCGGACAGCUUCCGUGUGAUGAUGUAUUGUUUUCAACCGCGUAGAUACCGGAAGACCUCACUCCUGAUUGGCUGUCUUUUGUCUCCGUGGCGAUGAGCAUUACUGCAUUCGGUAAUAGUCGUUGCAGUGUAUCGCCCAGCCCUAAUUGUGUGUGAGUUGUGUGCGCGCGCGUGAGUAAGCGUGUGAGAUUGAGCGCCAUUGGUCACCUUUCUGUGUUAUUUAUGCAAUACUUGUUCAGUACACUGGUUUUUCUCUUCUCUGAGGCUUCCCUUCCGUAUAAGAUGUGCAGAGAUGGAAGAGGUUUCCCCCCCAUUUUAAAACAGCGCUGACCUCCCACUGUCCAAUGUCCCCCUCCCAGCGGCAAGUGGCCGAACAGCAUCAUUCCCUCACCCCCCCACCGCCCCCGCCACCCCCCGUCCCGUCCCGAACGCCCCGACCCUCAUUUGUACUGGUCGAGCCCCCAGUCACCCCCCAAGCCCCCCCCCCUCUUGUGACAUCUGAAGACCGCGGAUUGCGAUCGAGGGGGAGUGGCCUUGGCCGUCUGUCCUGUCGGCCCCGAGGCGCUCAGGCGCCGUCGUCCGGACAACACGCACCAACCGGUUAAUGACGCUUCUGCCUUCCGAAGCUUUGGAUUGGACUUGGGUGGGGGUAGGAUUUCGAAGGGCGGGGUUUGAAAAUAAGCCCCGCCCUCUUAUGGCCUGCAAUCAGGUGCCGCUCGCUGGGUUCAGCGCGUUUUUAAAAUGACAGGUUUUCCGUUCACUCCGCCCUCGGGCCUGGAGAGAGGGCGGCGAACAGUUAUGGAAAGAAGGGGGGGUCAGCAUUAGCUUUUCCGAGAAACGAACCACGUUUCCAGGGUACCGCUACAGCGCAUUCACGCUGCACAAGCUGGGAAUGUUUCUCUCUCGUUAUUUUGGUGGAAGUUCCGUUUUUUGACUCUUCUUCCGGACCUGACGUUUGGUUUUCUGGAGGCCAGGCUCAGCCAGCACGUCCUCCUGCCGCAGAAGCUGCCAUCGGGGCUGCGGAGAGCUCUCCUCUCUCUCUCUCUCUCUCGAGCCUGGCGCGCAAAACGCCGAGGUAUAUGUACGUAUUACUGUUCUUUUUUCCGCAAAGUGAUUACACUUUUUCGCUGCACUAAAGGGAAGCACAAAUUCUUCGAUAAUUGCUGCAACAGCCGCCAGCCAGCUGACACCGUCGCUUGCCCGGGCGACCGCCUGGAGUCCAUUUUGCCCCGUCAGCAUGGGACUUGUAGUUCUAAUUCCGCCACUGGGAGGAGGCCGGAGUAUCUCUCUCUCUCUUUCUCUCAGCGUUAUGCCCGCCAUUUUGUUUGGGUUUGGUAUUUUGACGUUCGCUCCAAUUAACGGUUCAGGGUUGAGGCUGCAGAAAUUUCCACACGGCGCCGAGCCUCGUUAGCCCUAUUCCUCACUUGCUUGAUCUCUCUCUUUGUGUCACAUUGUGUCAUUUCUCAUCCACCCCCCCUCCAUCCACCCCCAGUGAAUGCAUCUACCAACUCUCUCCACCCCACCUACGCCACUGACCUCCCGCUCUCCUCUGUCUCACUCAGAAUGUCAUUAGAAUAACCAAUUCAGAUAUGAACCCGCAGUGUCUUAAUACCAGUUGCCUUUUCUACACAAGUUCGUAGCUGAAAAACCGUCAGUAUCCUUUAUUCACUCCUCUCCCGUUGAAUGUACCCUCCGUCUUCACGUCUCUAGGGGUUAGACAGCCUGCGUGUUACUUUUUUUUUUUUUCCAUCAUCGUUGUGUUAUUGCAAUUAUAUAUAUAUUUUUUUUCUUUCUGCUUGGUACACUUGCAGUUACCUCAUUUUUAAUAUUUAUGUAUUUUCAUAAUUUUGCUUAACCAACAUUGAGAGCUUUUGGGUUUUUUUUUUUUUUUUUUUGUUUUAUUCUAUUAAAGUUACAAAACCAUCCUUUACCUGGACAUUGUAGUGUCAUAUGUAUUAUCUGUAACCAAAAUCAUUCGAAGGCUUGAUAUAAACUUUUUAACAAAAAAAAAGGAAAGAAAAAAAAAGUUUGUACGUUUUUAAUGAAACUCACUAGUAAUGCUUUACUAAGUAUAGCAAUGGAUUCAUUUUAUUCCCUGUGCCCAAUGUUUUUGGAUCUUAGAGGGUGGUUCAAUAAUAAAUGUAUAACGUACACUGAC
This is a messenger RNA of Anguilla rostrata (American eel), 6561 nucleotides long. RefSeq names its product ring finger protein 38 (gene rnf38). NCBI's taxonomy places the organism in Eukaryota, Metazoa, Chordata, Actinopteri, Anguilliformes, Anguillidae. Gene Ontology annotation, molecular function: ubiquitin protein ligase activity. The record is from RefSeq and is a predicted model, not a curated record. The transcript has 12 exons. Bases 1243 to 3303 code for a protein of 686 amino acids. Gene Ontology annotation, biological process: protein ubiquitination.